Messenger RNA from Rhea pennata, 5289 nucleotides. RefSeq names its product TOG array regulator of axonemal microtubules 1 (gene TOGARAM1). The coding region runs from base 1 to 4698 and encodes 1565 amino acids. The transcript has 23 exons. Lineage: Eukaryota; Metazoa; Chordata; Aves; Rheiformes; Rheidae. Gene Ontology annotation, biological process: microtubule cytoskeleton organization. Gene Ontology annotation, molecular function: microtubule binding. Gene Ontology annotation, cellular component: cilium; cytoplasmic microtubule. The record is from RefSeq and is a predicted model, not a curated record.
AUGGACAAGCCCCAGCCCGAUCCUGCAAGGGAUCAGGUCGAUGGAGGAUCGGGAGCCAGGCCUGCCUCCGCAGUCAGGAGGGCUGGGCCGGGCCCGGGGCUGGUGCCGCCGGAGCUGCGCGCCCGCCUCCUGGACCAGGAGGACUACCGCGGCCGCGCGCGGGCCGUGCAGGAGCUGAAGGCCGCGCUGGGCGCCGCCGCCGUGGCCUCGGCGCCGGCCCCCGGCCUCCUGGGGCUCCUCGGCCUCCUGCACGCCCUGCUCGAGGACUCCAACUUCCAGGUGGUGCUGGGGGCCCUGGAGGCGACCCACGUGCUGGCCCUGCGCCUGGGCCGCCGCGUCGAGGCCUUCGCGGCGCCGCUGGUGGCGGCGGCCGCCAAGGUGCUGGGGGACACCAAGCUGGCCGUCCGGCUGGAGAACGGGCGCCUCUUGGCGCGGCUCAUGGAGGCGGCGGGGCCGCGGCCCGUGCUCGGCCUGCUGCUGCAGCCGCAGCACCUGCAGCACAAGAACUCCCGCGUCCGCGAGGAGGUGCUCAACGCCUGCAUGGUGGCCCUGCUCACCUACCCGAGCGAGGACUUGGACUUGUCCAAGCUGGCUUUCGACCUGGCCCCGGCGCUGGUGGACAGCAAGCGCCGGGUGCGGCACGCGGCCCUGGAGGCUUUUGCCCUGUUGGCGUCUUGCAUGGGCCCGGGCAAGACCAGCCUUCUCUUCAAGGCUGUGGAUGCUGUGGAGCUCCAGGACAAUGGGGACGGCGUGAUGCACGCCGUGCAGGCCAGGCUGGCCAGGAAGACCUUGCCGAAGCUAACGGAGCAGGGGCUCGUGGAGUAUGCCGUGCCUCUGCCUUGCUCCGGGCACGGCAGGGGAUCGUGCUUGCCCCGCGGAGCAGACACGGACUGGCUCUUGGCCGGCAACCGGUCCCAGAGCGCGCACAGUUACUGCGGGUAUCACGCAAGGGACGCUGCGCAGAGCUCCGGCUCUCACAGCGCCUGUGCUGACUUGGGAGCGUGCCCAAGAAGAGUUUUAAGUGCGGGUAAAGGGAAGAACAAACUGCCUUGGGAGAACGAGAGUGCUGGAGACAGGGAAGGCGGCUCAGGACACAAGGUGCCUCUCCCAAAGGGCACGGAGCAGUUUUCUCCACCCAAUGACUUCCUUCAGUCUCCAAAGUUAAGACCCUCUCAAGGAAUGCCAGUUAGUGACGAGUUAUUUUUUAGUAGAAAAAGAUCGUCAAGGAAUUUAUUUCAGAAUAGUAUAGAUUUUAGCUCAGAGCAUUCUUCUGUUUGUGCUGGUGCUAUGGGCUCUCAUCAGCCACAUAUUUCAGGGAAGUGUGGACAACUUGGAUACACGCAAACACGUGGGAAGAGUGGUAGUGUGGAUUCUGAUUUACAAUUUUUAGGAUUAAAUAACUGUCAGCAAGACAAAGUUUGUGCCAGCCUAAAUUUUUCCAGCAAGACACAGAGAACUUUUUGCAGUCAAGCAGAGCAUAUGUUGUCCUUUCAAGGUUCUAGUGCAAGUCAGGGGGCCUUCAUCCUGCCGUCCUAUCCUCUGUCGUCCCCCCAAAACAGUCCAAAGCACGUCUCCCCUCCUGCUGACCCUCCGAAGAAGUCACAAGAUAACGCCGUUAACUUCUCAAACUCCUGGCCGCUGAAGAGCUUCGAAGGAUUGCCUAAGCCAAGUUCACAGAAGAAGCUUCUCAGUCAGAAGGCAGGAGACAGUGCAGGGGAGAAUUUGCAGGAGAAACAUUCUCCUCUGCAGCUGAAACCAGCCUUGGUGAGACAUCCAGCUUCCCGGAGAGGCCUGAACGGGACCAGACCCGUCCCCCCCAUACCUCGCGUCGCGAGCCCGUUGCCGGAUAAGAUUGAAUUCAGUGCGACUAAGUGGAGAAACGAAGAGUGUGAGGACGUGUGGAUGAAUGAAGUGGGUAGGAAGCUUGCUGCUGAUCUUUCAGAGCUAAAUGUUGAUGACAAGGAUGUCGACCAAGAAGAGAUGCAGAGUUCACUUAGAUCUCUACGAAAUAGUGCAGCUAAGAAGAGGGCAAAGCUAAGCAGCAGCAUUUCAGAUCUUGAAAGUCCUGAUUCUGCUCUAAAACAUGAUCUGUCUGUGGAUUCCCCUUCCCACACUUCUUCCCCAAGUGUGAGCUCCUGUAGUGAGAGUGGAGUCUGCAGCCAGGAGUCUCUGACUUCACCAGUGUCCGCAGCUCCGCACAGGAGGAGAGUAAUGUCAGACAUCUUUCCACUACUUGGCAGCAAAUCACAGCCUGCAAGAAUAACUUCAGCAAGAAAUAGAGACACUAAUGUGACAGAACAUACCUCUAGCACAGGGCUAAUGUUUCAUGAUAAAGGGACUUCAAAUGUCAGCAUAGUUGGUCAGUGUUUGAGACGUGGCAGUGGAUGUGGUGAUUUUGAAGACAAGAAGCAAAGUGAAGUGUCACCUACUAUUUUUAAAAGUCAAAACAUAGAACACGGAAGAAGUUUUAAGCAUUCAAAAGGUUUUACAGGGUCAACUUCUAGUUUUCAACAAAUGAACAACCAAGAUUUCAUUUCUCCAAGGAUCCUAUCUGAAGAAUCAGUAGCAGUUGUUGGUAAAGGUGUUUUUGGAAGUUCUUCUGCACUAACGUAUAGCCAGUCCAUAACAUGUGUAGAGAAUGGAGGUGACCAAGCUGUCAGUCCAGACACUGAGCCAUCGUCAGGGAUCUGUGGGAGAGGCAUCCGGCAGAACAGUGCUGCUUAUCUUCACCUUGAAAAUGAAAAAGAGUUAAAAAUUGCCAUGUCAAAAUCUGCCCAGGAUAAGAUGAGGCAGAAGAAAAAAGAAGAAAAAGAACAGAGUCACAAAGAACAACACGAAGACCUCGAAGAAAAAGAAGAAAAUCCCUGGGUGAUACUCAAGCUGAAUGAACCAGAGAAAAUAACAAUAAAAAAUUUAAGUCUCUAUGGGGAUAUAUUAGCAUCAUCAAGAAAUGAAUCUUCGUCAUUAGAAAACGUUGUGUCGAGUCCUUCAUUAAAAAGAACAUCCAGUUUGAAGAAGACGCAGUGUUCAACCUUGCUAGAUUCUGAUGACAUUUCUCUUGGAGCACGAGGACAGUAUAAAGAUCGGACCCCAUCAGUCACUCACAGUCCAGAAAUAGUGGAUCCAUCAGAAUUACAACCCUUUUCAAAACCAGAAACAGCACUGACAGAAGCCCUGAGACUUUUAGCUGAUGAUGACUGGGAGAAGAAAAUUGAAGGUCUGAACUUUGUGAGAUGUUUGUCUGCCUAUCAUGUGGAUAUUCUGACUGUAAAACUGCAUGAGACAAGUUUGGCUGUGGCUCAAGAGGUCAAGAAUUUACGCUCAGGUGUUUCUCGAGCUGCUGUGGUCUGUUUAGGGGAUUUGUUCACCCACCUGAAAAAGAACAUGGAUCAAGAACUAGAUAAUACAGUAAAAGUCCUCUUGCACAAAGCUGGUGAAUCCAACACAUUUAUAAGGGAAGAUGUAGACAAAGCACUGAAGGCUAUGGUUAAUAAUGUGACUCCAGCACGUGCACUUUGUUCUCUUAUAAAUGGAGGGCAAAGCCAUCUGCAUACCGCGGUGAGGAGAUGUACAGCCCAGCACCUGUCGGAUGUUGUAGAACGUAUGGGUCCUGCACGGAUACUGUCUGGAGCCAAAGAUGUCACUGAUAGGAUUUUGCCUGCAAUAGCCAGGUUUGCGCAGGAUGGUUCACAAGAAACAAGGUAUUAUGGUCGAAAGAUGCUCUUCAGUAUGAUGUCUCAUCCUGAUUUUGGUAAAAUGCUUGAAAAGUAUGUGCCAGCCAAGGAUUUGCCUUACAUUAAGGAGUCUGUUAGCAAUCUACGUCAAAAGGGUCUGGGGGAGAUGCCAUUAGAUACACCUUCAGCAAAAGGAAGACGUUCCCAUACCAGUAGUGUUGGGCAUUCGAGGUCAUCAUCUACUUCCAGAGAUGCUCUCAACAUCACUGAGAGUAAAGAAUCUGCAGAAGCUCGUGAAGUUCCAAGAAGAACAGCUCAUAAUUCACUAGAAACUGCAGAAUAUGUUAAAGUCAUUACAGAUUUAUUGAAUGCAAAAGACUUCCGUGAUCGAAUAAAUGGAAUUAAGCAAUUGUUAUCAGAUACAGAGAACAAUCAAGACCUUGUUGUUGCAAACAUUGUGAAGAUUUUUGAUGCUUUCAAGUCUCGCUUACAUGACUCCAACAGUAAAGUAAAUCAGGUUGCUUUGGAGACAAUGCACAAGAUGAUUCCAUUGCUGAAAGACAAUUUAUCACCUGUGAUCAACAUGCUGAUUCCUGCCAUGGUAGACAACAACCUAAACUCCAAAAAUCCAGGCAUUUAUGCAGCUGUCACAAAUGUUAUUCAGGCUCUAUGUCAACACUUAGAUAAGUAUUUGCUUCUCCAGCCAUUCUGCACAAAAGCCCAGUUUCUGAAUGGAAAAGCAAAACAAGAUAUGACAGAAAAGCUGGCUGACCUCGUUACAGAGCUUUACCCGCGCAAGCCUCACGCAGUGGAGCAGAAAGUUCUAGCCGUGCUUUGGCACCUCCUGGGAAAUACGACCAACAGCGGCUCCUUGUCUGGCGCUGGCGGGAACAUUCGGACGGCCACCGCUAAGCUGUCUAAAGCGCUCUUUGCACAGAUGGGUCAGAGCCUGUUAAUCCACGCUGCCGCUCAGCCGCCACACAUCAAGAAGAGUUUAGAAGAAUUUCUUGAGAUAAUAACCUAAAAUAACGACCUUCGUGCGUCUGCCCGCGCGUAACCCGCUCAGCCGACGGGCCCCGACCCGCUGACAGCCGCUGACGCGAGGCCGAGGAGGCCGACGCUGCCCUUGCUCGGCGCGCGGCGCCCGCGCCUUUCACGUGGAAAACCGGGGCGGCGACGCCGCGCCAUGCCGUGCCGUGCCGCGCCAGCCCUCGCGCAGCAGCCCUCCCCGCCCGCUCGCGCUUUGCCGUAGGAGCUACAGCCCAGCACCCUGUUUGUAGUACCGGAUGUGAGAUCUGUAACGAGUAAUACACUUUUUAAUCGCGUAAUCACGUUUUGACAUGUUUUAACGCUAAGCCUUACGCCUGUUAAGAAAAGCCUGGAGGUGAUGAGGAAGAACGGGGUUGUGUGUGAUGCUUGUGGAAAACACGUAUGUUUUUAAUCCACGUCUGUACUGGGCUGUGGGCCCGGCACGGGGGCGAGGCGGGGCAGCCCCGAGGGGACGGGGAUGGGCGGCCGGCCCGCAGCCACAGGGGGCCGGGCCGCCCCGCGGCCCCCGGUACUGUGCUCGUUUCGCGAAGGAACCGCUCGAGAAUAAACGGAUUUAUUUCUGUAA